CUUUUCAUCGGAGUCAUAAUCUCCAACAUUAGGGCUCAUGGGUCCAACCCUACAUCCCCUCCUCUUAAAAAGAAAUUAAAAACACAAAAAACCCUUGUCUCGUUGUCUGAUUUCUUCGUCGUACCUUUCUAACGCUCCUGCAAACCCUCCCAUAAACUCCAACACAAAUCAAAACCACCUCCCCCCUUCUAAAGAAAUACUAGUUUAAUAGUUUAACAAAUGGACGCAUAUCAGCAACAGCAACCACACCGUUACAUGAGACCACCGCCGCCGCCACUACCAUCCCAACCGCCACCCCCUGCGGAUCCCCACCUCCAAUACCACCCUCAAUACCACCACCAACCACCACCGCCGCCCCCAAGAGCAGCUGCACCGCCACCACAGGGCUCAUGGUACUCCAACCAAUUCCACUACCAGCAACAUCACAACCAAUCACACUCUACCCCAUCACCUCCUCCUCUACCUCAGCAACACCCUUCCCACUGGGGUCCACCUCCUCACUCCGAUCAUUCCGCUUAUCCUCCGCCCGCUCCUCUUCCUUGUCCUGCGCAUCCCCAUAACGCAAGUAACCACUUCCCUCCACCUCCUCCAAUACCGUACCUGCCUCCUGCUCAGAUUCCCCAUUCUUUCUCUCAAGUUAAUCAGGAAUGGAGCAAUCCAAAUUGGUCUCAUCACCAAGUGCCAGCCCACAACAACGUGGAAGAUUGGGGAGCCAAAGCUAGAGAAUGGGCGAAAACCAGGGCUGCCAUGCAGGACCAGCCAGUGCAAUCACAAAUUACUCCAGCUGGCAGGCCAGAAGAACAAAAUCGUUUUCAUGAUCCAUAUUCACAAGCUGUUGAUUCUCAUCAUAUGGAUGCUCAACAGUUACUGGUGGCUUCUAACUAUCAGCAGUUCCCUGUUCCAGCAGCAUCUCCUCAUAGACCACCAACAAUUUAUCCUAAUGAGACUUUGUCUAACAGCUCUGGACCAUCUUCAUAUAUUCCUGAUGGGCGUCUACCUUACCAUGCUAGAGAUGGAACUUCAGCUCUGGAUCCGAAGAGUGGAUUUCUUCUCCAAGAAAGUUUGCCUACGAGUUCAUCUGUUCAUCAGCAGGAGGUACCUUCUAGUUAUUCUUCUGUUUCAGGGAAGGAAGAUUCUGCAAAUCAAAAGGAGCAGUCAUAUAAGACAUUGCCCUUGCCCAUUUCAUCAGCUCAAGAGGCAGUGUAUCAUAUGCAACCUGCACUGCCUGAUAUUGGUAGAUCAGUGCUGAGUGAACAAUCCUUCGUGUAUGGCACUCAGACGGCAGAUCCUGCAGCUGAUCUUAGUGACCGGCCUUUAGAUUUUGCACCUAGAUUUAAUAAUGACCAUGACCCACAGAUGCAGUCCAAUUAUGCUGCUCAUCAUGAAUCAAUGGGAACUGUGAGAGGCAUUGAUCCUACUGCUGCUGCAUCUUCAAUUAACUCUUGGACUCCUCCAGUAGCACCUGGUGCAGUUUUCCCUCCACUCCCUCCUGUUCUUCCCCCAGGACCACAGCAUGAUCCAUCCCUGGCUGUGCCUUCUCCUGUUUCUGGACACACAGCACCUUCAUUUCCAAGGUUUCCUGGGCCAAGUUUUCAGCCAUCCAUUCCAUCUGCCAGUGCUCCUUUUGGUCUUGGUACAGGAGCUCCGCUUCAACCUACAACAGCCUUUCCUGGUGAUACAUAUGGAGCCAUUUCCGAACGACCCAAAAAGGGUCCAGUACCUAAUUGGCUUAAAGAAGAAAUAUUAAGGAACAAAGCAACUAUAGCUAAGUCUUCUCUGGAACAGUCUAAAGAGGAAACACAAUCCAUUGAGGAUGAAGCUGUUGAUAAAUCCUUGGCUAAAGGUGAUCAAGCAGAUAGCAAAAGCAUUGAUUCUUCUAGAUCAACUGAAGAAGAGGAUGAUGAUGAGGAUUAUGUAGAAGCAGCUAGAACUGCAGCUAUUAACCAGGAAAUAAAACGGGUGCUAACUGAAGUCCUUUUAAAGGUCACAGAUGAGUUGUUUGAUGAAAUUGCAACCAAAGUUGUAAACGAAGAUGACUUGACAGUUGAAGUUGACCACAACACUGUUGCUUCAAAUUACAAGGUAUCACCAUCUGCCUCUCCUGUCCCAACUCCUAAGGCUUCUGCAAGGGUACUAGUUCCAGGUAAAGCAAAGGAAUCAGACACUGUAGGUGUUGGAGAAAAAUCUAGUUCAAGCUCCCCUGGCAAUGUACUGGGCCUUGCAAAUUAUGCCUCUGAGGAUGAGGAUGAAAAUGAAGAUAAUGAAAUUCAAAGUUCCAGGAUGCUAGAUUCAAGGAGUAAUGCUGCUUUUGUGCCGUCCAGUGUUAAGAAGCUUUCACAAGACAAUGAUGCGUCAGAGAAUAGCAAUUCACAGGUAGAACUUGAUGAACACAAUGGAGUUGAAAAGAAUUUUGGAAGUGAUGUGAGGAGGUUAAAAAACAAUAGAGACAAAACUACUGCUGAAUUGAGUGAUAAUAGUGCAGAUAGGAACCAUGACAAGUCAUUUUCUUCCAAGGUGGUUUCUGGAGAGGAGAUUAAUUUUAGUAGUGGAAAACUGCAGGAAAGAAAUAAUGAUUCUGGGUUGAAUGAUACUUUAGGAGAGCAGGUGAUAAAGAAAUCUGAUUAUGGGCUGCCUGACACAAAUACUGGUAAAAGAUCAACAAAAUCUGAAUCUCAAGGUAGGGAAACAAGAUUAAAAUCAGACAAGAAUGAUCGACCUGAAAGUAGAAAGAGUUCUUUUCAGAAAGAUCCUGGUGGUGGUAGGGAGUUAGAGGUCAGGAGUAGGGAAUAUGAGAAGGGAGUUGAGAAUCAUCUGAGAGAGGAUGAAAGGCUUCGAAAGCAAAAGACAGAAGAUCGAAAUGGCUCAAAAGAGAGAGUAAAAGAGCAUAAGACUGGGGAAAAAGCUAAGGAAUCUGACAAAAGAAAAAGAUCCAACCAGCUCAAUUUCAAGGAUGACAAGAAAGAUGCAGAGAAAUCUCAUAGAGCUAGUGCCAAAGAAGAUGUUGAUAGAAAAAGAGAACGAACAAAAGAAGAGGAUAGAUCAAGACAUAAACAUGGAAAUGACUCAAGCAGGCACAAGAGAAGACGCUCCUCGUCCAUUAGCAGUAGAGGCAGAAACAGCAAGGAUAACUCCAGUGGUCAUGCUAAUGACUCAAGUGAUGAAGCAUCAGAUGGUUCUAAGAGGAAGCUGCAUUCAAGAAAGCGUCACUCAUCCCCUUCACCUGUCAGGUCUAGAAAAAGACAAGUUUCGCGGUCACCACAUAGCAAGCAUUCUCAGCGCAGGCAUUCUCCCUACUCUUCUUUUGAGACUACCAGGUAUGUUACCAUGCAGUCAGUAGAAUUAGAUUAAGUGUUUUUGAGACAUCACAACCAUCAUCAAAACAGCAUGCAACUCAGGUGAAAGGAUCAGGGCUCCCAAUCUUCAACUUUAUAGGUUGUCUAGUUUGUCUAAUUUACAAACUUAUUUUGCAGGGGAAGGAGGUCAUGAUCCAGAUCACCUGUUUGGCGAUAUCGAUGAUUGAAAUGAAGAGUUUCAUUUGGUUGAUACAGGUUUAUGAGCAUACAAGACAUUUCUGUUUUGUGACAAUCAUAGGUGGAUGUUCCCUCAAUCUGGAUAUUUCUCUGCUUCAGUUGUAUUGGAGUGGAGCAUGUGGGUCAAUUACUCCAAGGUCAAGUGGAUGCAUGAUCAAAGAGGAAAUGGAGACGGGCUGCUCUGCAGGUUAACUAAGAGGACCGGGUUUGUACAUCUCAAGCAUGAUGAUGAGCCUUGCAAGAUAUUGUUGAGGAUUCUAGUAUGGAAAAUAUUUCCGUAGCUUGCAUAGUUAUUGAUUUAAUCCUUCCCAGUUUGUUGGUCCUAGGCAUGUAUGAUUUCUUGUUGUAACUCGUAUGGUUUCGUGUAAUUCAGUUGCUAGCCAGCACUUGGUUUCUGUA
Molecule: messenger RNA, 3929 nt
Organism: Theobroma cacao (cacao)
Lineage: Eukaryota; Viridiplantae; Streptophyta; Magnoliopsida; Malvales; Malvaceae
Product: cyclin-like protein
Source: RefSeq, a predicted model, not a curated record